Molecule: messenger RNA, 1085 nt
Organism: Vombatus ursinus (common wombat)
Lineage: Eukaryota; Metazoa; Chordata; Mammalia; Diprotodontia; Vombatidae
Gene: MED30
Product: mediator complex subunit 30
Exons: 4
Coding region: 277-816 (179 amino acids)
Biological process (GO): positive regulation of DNA-templated transcription
Cellular component (GO): mediator complex
Molecular function (GO): transcription coregulator activity
Source: RefSeq, a predicted model, not a curated record
GCGGAAGCCUAGGCUACUGUUUUGAAGUUGUUCCCGGGCUGCUUUCAACUCUCCCACCCCCUAGUACCUUCAGCCCCGCGUGCGCACCCCCGCAGUUCUGUCCCGCGCCCCAAAUGAACAGCAUUUAGGGAAGGUAGGCCCUCAGGUUAGGCCGCUCCCCGGCGCCCUGCCGGCCACGGCUUAAUAAAGCGAAGCGUUCCUCUCCGCGGCAAGGCGAGGCGUGAGCCCCACCGCUUUCCGUCCUUCCUCCUCCGCGGCCAGGCUCGCUGGGCCCACAUGUCCACCCCGCCGCUGGCCGGGGCCGGGAUGCCGCCCGGGGCCUUUACGGGACCCCAGGCCCAGGCUGCCCGGGAGGUGAACACCGCGUCCCUCUGCCGGAUUGGCCAGGAAACCGUGCAGGACAUUGUGUACCGCACCAUGGAGAUCUUUCAGCUGCUCAGGAACAUGCAGUUACCAAAUGGUGUCACUUACCACACUGCAACAUACCAGGACAGGUUAGCUAAACUUCAAGAUCAUCUCCGUCAACUCUCCAUCCUUUUCCGGAAACUAAGAUUAGUUUAUGAUAAAUGCAAUGAAAACUGUGCAGGAUUGGAUCCUAUUCUGAUAGAGCAACUCAUUCCAUAUGUGGAAGAAGAUGGUUCAAAGAAUGAUGACCGUGGUGCUUCUGGCCAACUUCGUUUUGCCAGUGAAGAGAGGAGAGAAAUAGCAGAAGUAAAUGAAAAACUCAAACAGAAGAAUCAGCAGCUGAAACAAAUUAUGGACCAAUUACGGAAUCUCAUCUGGGACAUAAAUGCCAUGUUGGCAAUGAGGAACUGAACUGAAUUUUAAAUUUAUACUUUAUGACUAUGCAUAGCUAUUUUGUUCUCUUUGGUUUUGAUUCCUUCUUUUUUUUAACAGUAGCUUACUUGCCUUCAUUGCAGUGUUGCAAAAAUUAAUAUAAAUUAUUCCAUUAUCUCAGAUAUGCAUUAAAUAUUUGCUUUAUAGUUUAUAAGCAAUGUAACAUCUCCCUGUUAAAUAUAGUAACUUAUUGACAGCUCUUAAUUUUUUUAGUGUUCUAUAAUUCAGCAAUUAGGUGAAAAGAUAAA